Molecule: messenger RNA, 387 nt
Organism: Nicotiana tabacum (common tobacco)
Lineage: Eukaryota; Viridiplantae; Streptophyta; Magnoliopsida; Solanales; Solanaceae
Source: RefSeq, a predicted model, not a curated record
AUGUUGAACCAGGGGUACCUUAAGGAACUCCUUAGCGAUAAAGAAAAGGCCAACUUCUCCAGAGGACGUGACCACUCACAAGGACCUCCGAAACCACCAUCGCUGGCACGCACCAUACAGAUGAUUAUCGGCAGCGGCGAUAAGUCGGUGAUCAACAAUGUGAAGUUCACCACCACGCAUAAACUCAAAUGCACGGUCGCUCACGAACGGUAUGACGACUUCGAAGACAGUAUCAUCUUCGAAAAGUUAGAUGCCGGCGGUUUGUCUUUCCCUCAUUAUGAUGCUUUAGUUAUAACUUUACGCAUUGCUGCUACAGAUGUAAAAAGAAUCAUGGUAGACGAUGGAAGCGGGGCGUGUAUUAUCCACCGAGAGUUCUCGUGCAAAUGA